CUUCAAGCUUUAUUUGAAGGGAAUGGAAGUCUGACUUGCUUUCCUAAUUGGAAAACUUCACAAACUUCUUCUUUCUCAACUGAAUUAGCAAAGUUUUCAACCAGGUCUUCUUUAGUUAGCUGAGCCAUUGAUUUGUAGUUGGCAUGACCAAAUCUCUUGUGCCAUAGCUUGGAUUCAUCUGAAGCAACUGUGUAGGCACUGUCUAAGCCUUUGUUCCAAUCCACAACAAAGCUUUUGUCAGCCAUGGUUACUAGCAUGAGCUUGGAUCCAUUUGGAUCACUGAUUAAGCACUCAUUGCCUUUGAACACCAUAGAAUAGCCCUUUUGUAGCAACUAAGCUAUAUUGAACAGGUUUCUAUCAAUUUCAGGCACCAUUAAAAUAAGUUUAGUACCUAUAGGAGUGUCAAUAAGCACAUCUCCUUUGCUUUCAGCUUUGAUGAAAUGUCCAUUUCCAACCUUCAUCCUUGUUUUGAAGCUUCUGUCAAUAUUUCAUGUGCUACAUGCAAGCAACUUCAACAGGAUAAUUACUUUGCAACAGUUUCUAGUAAUGAAAACUCACGCACCCCCAAUGGUAAACUUUUUACUCUACGAUCACCUAUAGAACCAAAGAUUGGAUGACACUGGUGAGGUUUUAAACAAAAUCUCAUUCUCUGGGGUACAUUUAUACACCAUGAUAUUCGAUGGGUGUGCGCUGAAUCAUCGGCUUGAUGAUGCAAUUCAACUGUUGGAGAAAAUUCCGGUGAGAGAUAUGGGUUCGUGGAAUUCAAUGAUUUAAAGGUGUUUGAAUUGCAGGGAUUUAAUUCGGCCAAGAAGCUUUUUGAUGAAAUGCCUGGCCGGAAUGUUGUUUCUUGGAUGACAAUGAUAAGCGGGUACUUGCAGUUUCGGGAAAUUGAAGUGGCUGAGAGGUGGCUUUUUUAGAUGCCUUUGAAGGAUGUUGUGGCUUGGAAUUCAAUGAUUUAUGGGUAUUUGAAGUUUCAGAGAGUUGAUGAGGGGGUUAAUUUGCUUUUGAAGAUGCCACAUUGGAAUGUAAUUUCAUGCACUUCAACGAUUGACUGAUUGAUUGGAUUAUAAUGGAAGAACUUAUGAAGCUUUAUUUUUUUUGUGAAAAGAUGGUGGGUUCUGGUGUUAAGCUGAGUUCAAACACGCUUUCUUGCGUGUUGAAAGCUUUUGCAAAUGUGAUGGCCUUGCAUUUGGGUGUUCAAACUAGUAGCCGGGUUAAGUUGGGGUUUUCUUUUGAUGAAUUCAUAUGCGCGUAGCUUUGAACUUUUUAUGUGAACUGCUAGCAAAUGCAGGACGCUUGCGCAGUUUUCAGUGAGAAACGUUAUGGGAAUUUGGUAAUAUGGACAUCUUCUAGCUGGUUAUGGCCUGAACCAUAAGCAUGAAUCUGCGUUGAUAAUUUUUGGAGACAUGAUAUGAAUGGUUGUCCCCCAAAUCAAUCAUCUUUCACUAGUGCUUUGAAUUGAGCAGCGGAUUAGAGGCUCUAGACAAGGCCAAAGAGACCCUUGCCAUGGUCUUCAUGCGAAGUCUGGACUCUGAAGUAUUUGUUGGUAAUUCUCUAGUUGUAUUGUAUACUUUACGUGGGAAUAAUAAUGAUGCUGGGGUUGCUUUUUAUAAUGUCGGUGAGAAAAAUGUUGCCUUGUGGAACUCCGUUAUUGUGGAUGUGCACAGCAUGGUCAAGGUAUGUUGGUUCUCACACUCUUUAUCCAAAUGAUACGUGAUGAAGUUGAUCCGACCGAGAUUACGUUCACAUGGUUGCUUUCUGCUUGCAGCCAUUCCGGAAUGUUGCAAACAGCCUGAUGCUUUUUUUAGUAUAUUGGUCUAUAUAAAUUCACUGCGAUAAAGCUUCAGCACUAUGUUUGUAUGGUUGAUGCCCUGGGUACAUGUGGGGCAUUGGAAUAAGCAGAGGAGCUAAUAAAAAAAUAUGCAGGUAAAACCAAAUUCUAUGAUAUGGAUAGCUUUGCUUAGUGCUUGUAGGAUGCAUUUAACUUAGGAGCGGCUGAAAGAGGUGCAAAAUCGAUCCUUUAUCUUGAACUGAAUUGCAGUGCUUCUUAUGUUUUGUUGCCGAAUAUAUAUGCUUCUGCUGGUGAGCGGAGUGAUGUCUCAAGAAUGAGAAUAAGGAUGAAACAAGGAGGGAUUGUGAGACAACUGGGUUACUUUGAGGGGAGUGCAACGUGAGUCUGUUUCUGCAGAUAGGUCUCACCCUCUUAGUGGGAAAAUAUAUCAAACGCUGGAUUGGUUGGGAGGGAAGUUGAAGGUGUUUGGGUAGGUUCCAGAUGAGAGGUUUGCCCUGCAUGAUGUGGAGGAUGAGCAGAAGCAAGAGAUGCUGCCGUAUCACAGGAAGAGGCUUGCUGAUGCAUUCAGAUUGGUGACUACUGCAGAGAGCAGCACAAUAACAGUGUUUAAGAAUCUUCGUGCAUGUGCCAAUUAUCACAGUGCCAUUAUGAUCAUAGCAAAGAUCGCUGGGUAUGAAAUCAUUGUAUAAGAUUCUACACUAUGCUCUUGUGGGGAUUAUUAGUAGCAAGUUUUCGAAGAUUGCCAUACUAAGAACAUUUUGAUCUUUCAAAACAACCUUGUUAUUAGCUGAUUCAGAAAAGAUAUUCGGGGUAUUCUUGAGACCAUUAAAUGCAAGGAAACUAUCCCCCUUUAUUGCAGCCAAUCUGUCCAGUUCUGGCAACGCUUCCAUUAGUUUCACUGAAGUUAAAGCUGCGAGUUUUUUUUUCAUUUCUAUCCCCCUUUGAUGUACCUUUCAGUCUAAGAAGAGGUAAAUCAGGCCAAAAAUCAAUGUAGAAAGAAAGUACUGGAGUGUGAAGGGCUAGAUAUGCAAGGAAUUGAAGGUUUGGGUCACAAAAGAGGGAGAGAUGAGUUGAAUGUCAUGAACAUGAAGUGGUGAAUGCAAGGAAGCUUGAUUGGGGUUCAAAUAUUGCCUUGGUUGGAGCUGUUGCUAUCUGUGUUUCUCGAACUCAAAUUUGAGUGUCCGAUACGGGUUUAUUUAAUUAUUUCAAAAUUUUCGUAUAUUUUGAAAAUCCUUGGAAGACCAUACCCUCUUACACGAAUGUCAACCACAAAUAAAUACUAAAAGAAAAAUGACAAGUGAAAAAGAUAUAGAUUGCCAAUGCUGCUGCCGCUGCUGUGGAUUUCAGGGAAGCAAUUAGGCUUCAAGGUUGCAGCAGUAAGAUGGAACAAGCGUGAAACUGCUUUGUUGCAAACUAACAGGAUGCCAGGGAACAAAUAUAGCUCUAGUAAUCUCCCUGGUACACCAAGAACAAGAUUGGAAAGGCUUCUUAGAGAAAGGGAGUUAAAGAGAUUCAGCAGGGAUUUUAAUGAAGGGGAAGGUGCUAGGACUUCACAUGAUGGAGGCGCAAGGAAAGAUUUUCAGUCUUCCAAACAACGUUUGUUGGUGGUUGCUAAUAGGCUGCCAGUUGCCGCAGUUAAGAAUGGGGAUUCUUGGCAACUUGAGAUGAGCGCUGGAGGCUUAGUUAGCGCACUUCUUGGUGUGACGGAAUUUGACACCAGAUGGAUUGGUUGGGCUGGCAUAAAUGUCCCUGAUGAAAGUGGACAAAAGACAUUAACUGAAGCUUUAGCUGCAAAGAACUGCAUCCCGGUGUUUAUUGAAGAAGAAAUUGCUCAUCAAUAUUAUAAUGGAUAUUGUAACAACACAUUAUGGCCAUUGUUUCACUAUCUUGGACUUCCGCAAGAAGACCACCUUGCAACUACUCGAAACUUUAAAUCUCAGUUCGAAGCUUAUACGAAAGCGAACAAGUGUUUUGCCGAUGUGGUUAGCAAACAUUACGAGGAAGGGGAUGCGGUUUGGUGCCAUGAUUACCACCUAAUGUUUCUUCCAAAAUACCUAAAAGAACGGAACAGUGACAUGAAAGUUGGUUGGUUUCUGCAUACCCCAUUUCCUUCUUCCGAAAUCCAUCGGAUGCUGCCAUCUCGGUCAGAGCUGCUGAAGUCUGUUCUUUCUGCUGAUUUAGUAGGUUUCCACACAUAUGACUAUGCAAGGCAUUUUGUCAGUGCUUGCACUCGUAUUCUCGGGCUGGAGGGCACACCUGAAGGAGUAGAGGAUCAAGGAAAGUUGACCCGUGUAGCAGUAUUUCCAGUAGGGAUUGAUCCUGAUCGAUUCAUUCAAGCUCUUGAACUACCUCAAGUAAAAGAUAUCGUGAAAGAACUGAAACAGAGGUUUACAGGUUAUAAGGUAUUGUUGGGCGUUGAUCGGCUUGAUAUGAUCAAGGGAAUACCGCAGAAGAUUUUGGCAUUUGAAAAGUUUCUCGAGGAAAAUCCCGAUUGGCGUCAUAAGGUGGUUCUCCUGCAAAUUGCUGUCCCUACCAGGACACAUGUUCUCAAGUAUAAACAACUUACAAGCCAAGUCCAUGAGAUUGUUGGCCGCAUUAAUGGAAGAUUCGGAUCGUUUUCUUCUGUACCAAUACAUCAUCUGGAUUGCACCCUUGAUUUUCACACAUUAUGCGCGAUAUAUGCUAUUACCGAUGUAGCUCUUGUGACAUCUUUGAGGGAUGGAAUGAACCUUGUCAGCUAUGAGUUUGUUGCCUGCCAAGCAGCCAACAAAGGGGUCCUUAUACUAAGUGAGUUUGCUGGAGCUGCUCAGUCUCUUGGUGCCGGAGCCAUUCUGGUUAAUCCAUGGAAUGUCGCCGAAGUUGCUUCUUCCAUUAGUUAUGCUUUGAAUAUGUCGGCUGAUGAAAGAGAAAAACGACACCACCAUAACUUCUUGCAUGUGACUACGCACACAUCUCAAGGAUGGGCCGAAACGUUUGUAAGUGAACUUAAUGAAACCAUUGUUGAAGCUCAAUUGAGGUCAAGACAAAUUCCACCACCACUCCCGAUUGAAGCUGCUGUUGAUCGUUAUGCAUGUUCGAAUAACCGAUUACUCAUACUGGGAUUCGAUGCAACUUUAACUGAACCACUGGAUGCCCUUUGGAGGAAGGGCAAUCAAAUUAAAGAAUUGAAGCACAAGAUACGUUCAGAUUUGCGGGAACCUCUGAGAAAGCUUUGUGAUGAUCCGAAGACAACAGUUCUUGUCCUCAGUGGAAGCAAUAGAAGUGCCCUGGAUAAUAACUUUGGUGAUUUUAACCUGUGGUUGGCGGCCGAAAAUGGGAUAUUUUUACGAGCUACAACGGGAGAAUGGAUGAUGACUAUGCCUGAAAAUACAAGUAUGGACUGGGUGGAUAGUGUCAAGCGUGUAUUCGAAUAUUUUACCCAAAGAACUCCUCGAUCUCAUUUCGAGCUCCGGGAAACUUCGCUCAUAUGGGAUUAUAGAUAUUCAGAUGCCGAGUUUGGAAGACUUCAAGCGAGAGAUCUAUUGAUGCAUCUUUGGACUGGUCCGAUCUCUAACUUAUCUCUCGAUAUUGUCCAAGGUAGUCAGUCCAUUGAGGUUAGAUCCGUCGGUGUGACGAAGGGUGCCGCAAUCGAUCGAAUCCUCGGAGAAAUAGUUCAUAACAAAGGCAUGAAGGAACCCAUCGAUUAUGUCCUAUGUAUGGGGCACUUUCUCGCUAAGGAUGAAGACAUUUUUUCGUAUUUUGAGCUGAUGCUUCCUUCAGAAACCCCGACUUCAUCAUCAUCCCAAGUACCAACCCCAUUCGGGACACCCACCGCCGGAUCGAGUGCAGCUCCCCUUAAGAAACAACAUUCGCUGUCACCAGGGAAGAAGAGCUCUUUCAUAGGCGAGAGUAUGUUGGAUCCGAUGAUGGGAGCCGAUCGAAUGUCGUUGCUAGAGGGUUCUUCGCUGAUCAAUCUUCAGGCUGAGAAUUAUUUUUCUUGCUCUGUUGCGAGGAAAAGGUCGAAGUCACGCUAUCUCCUUCGAUCAUCCGAUGAAGUUUUGGAACUCUUGAGAGGGAUGGCAAAUCAUUGUUGAUUUACGGAGAUUGUAUCAUGCUUAUCGUUACUGUAAACUGCAGCGAUAAAUUUUGAAUUUGAUCAAUUUUGUGGCAGAGGCAAAGUUUAAAAGAAAGAUUAAUUUUGUUUAGUAAAAAUUCUUUUUGAAAAAAUAUUUUUGCAAACUAAAUUUUACUCGAAUCCAGUUAAACAGCAGCCUCCACUAGUAAUCGACGGUUUCUCAGUUGCUCAGAAAUUGGAUCUUUCCACAUCUUGAAUCCGGCCCCUCCAAAUCCUGUCCACCGCAUCCAAGUACCGGGCGCCGUACGCGUCAGGAUAUCCGGCCAAGCAUUUGGCGGUGCAAUCCAGUGCGACGGCGCAGUAAGCAUCCUCAAAUGGAGUCGGGAGCCCUUGGCUGUUGUCGAUGUACCCGAUCUUCUCCAACGCGUCGAGUAUUAUAUCGGAAAUCUCACCGGCGGUGAUUUCGGCUCGCACGGUACGAAGGAGCACUGCUUUUUUUCAACUGAGGCCUGGGCUCCAAUGGCGGGAAAGUUUCAAUUUCUUUACCUCCAUAUCGUCGGGUGAGUACCUGACAAGGAAUUCAAUAAUGCAACCGCAGAUACAUAAUUCAAAACCCUAAACUUUCGACUGUGUUUUUGAAUUUUGAAGAGAAAAAUUAAAUAUCAUUAUUCAACGAUUUUUCGUACUGCAUUUUUCAAAAUUCUAAUCCAACUAAAAUACCAAAACCUAAUUACAAUAUUCCCCCAACCCCAAACUACAUAUAUUUAAUAGACACACCUAAAUUUUAACAUCUAGCACCUUUUUUUUUUCUCGUCAAUGGCGGAUUAUAGAGAAUACAUCCCUUCCUUACAACCUCAUAUCUCCGAUCAUUCAUCUGAGCACAACCCUCCUCCAAGCGUCCAAGCAUGCGGAG
Gossypium arboreum is the source of this 6759-nucleotide messenger RNA. RefSeq names its product alpha,alpha-trehalose-phosphate synthase [UDP-forming] 1-like. Gene Ontology annotation, cellular component: cytosol. Gene Ontology annotation, molecular function: alpha,alpha-trehalose-phosphate synthase (UDP-forming) activity. NCBI's taxonomy places the organism in Eukaryota, Viridiplantae, Streptophyta, Magnoliopsida, Malvales, Malvaceae. The transcript has 19 exons. Gene Ontology annotation, biological process: trehalose biosynthetic process. The record is from RefSeq and is a predicted model, not a curated record. The coding region runs from base 3112 to 5865 and encodes 917 amino acids.